Messenger RNA from Zonotrichia leucophrys gambelii, 3209 nucleotides. Its product is annotated as C-C chemokine receptor type 5-like. Bases 319 to 1389 code for a protein of 356 amino acids. The transcript is spliced from 3 exons. Gene Ontology annotation, cellular component: external side of plasma membrane; membrane. Gene Ontology annotation, molecular function: C-C chemokine receptor activity; C-C chemokine binding. Gene Ontology annotation, biological process: positive regulation of cytosolic calcium ion concentration; inflammatory response; immune response. The record is from RefSeq and is a predicted model, not a curated record. NCBI's taxonomy places the organism in Eukaryota, Metazoa, Chordata, Aves, Passeriformes, Passerellidae.
GGUAUUUGGCCCAAUGCUUGGCUAAACCUCUCUGUAUCCAGCUUCUUUGGCAACUCAGAACACAACCAGUCCUCCAAGGGGAAACAGCUGUAGCCUCUUAUUGGACUGUUCAUGAGUUUAGAUACUCUUACAUGGUUAAACACAUGAUAAAUUAGACCAUGAACCAAUUUCAUUCCAGAAGUAGCUGAAACCAGCACGCUUCCACUGCCUACACCUGCCCUAGGCUCUGUGAAAGACCCAGUGUUUGCCAUUUUAACCCAGAUCAACACUGCCAACUUUCCACUCUUCAACACCCACAAUAGCACAGACCAAUACACCAUGGGAAAUGAAACCACAGACUACAUGGACUGGUCAGUGACAACAGAAAUAGACUAUGGCGAUUCGGCACCAUGCAUGGGAACUGAGGAAAAGCACUUUGCAGCAAAAUUUUUGCCACCUCUUUAUUCUUUAGUGGUGAUAUUUGGCCUGACAGGCAACCUGCUUGUUGUCCUUAUCCUGGUCAAAUACAAGAGGCUGAAGAGUAUGACUGACAUCUACCUGCUCAACUUGGCAAUUUCUGAUCUGCUGUUCGUGUUUUCUCUCCCCUUCUGGGCUUAUUACGCAGUUCACGACUGGAUUUUUGGGGAGGCGCUCUGUCGAAUUCUGUCAGGUGUCUACCUCCUUGGCUUCUACAGUGGCAUCUUCUUCAUAAUCCUGCUGACCCUGGACAGGUACCUGGCCAUAGUGCACGCGGUGUUUGCUUUGAAGGCCAGGACAGUUACCUACGGCAUCCUCACCAGCGUCGUCACCUGGGCUGUUGCUGUUUUGGCUUCUGUGCCUGGGGUACUAUUUCAGAAAACUCAGAAGGAAAGUAUAGGCUAUACAUGCAGUGCUCAUUAUCCAAGUGAUUCCAUGAUAAAUUGGAAGUACUCUUUUAUUCUAAAGAUGAACAUCCUGGGACUUAUUGUUCCAAUGCUCAUUAUGAUUUUCAGUUACUCACAAAUUCUAAAAACAUUGUUGAGAUCCAAAAAUGAGAAAAAACAGAAGGCAGUCAGACUUAUUUUUGUAAUCAUGAUUUUUUACUUCAUCUUCUGGACACCAUUCCAUAUUUCUUCUUUUUUGCAUGCAUUUCAAAAUCCACUAUUCACCCCAACUUGUGAACUUCAAAGUCAGCUGGAGAAAGCAAUUCAAGUUACAGAAACAAUCUCAAUGAUCCACUGUUGCAUUAAUCCUGUGAUCUAUGUAUUUGUUGGAGAAAAAUUUAGGGCAUAUCUUUAUAUCUUUUUCCGAAAGCAAGUUGCACCUCACCUCUGCAAAAAAUGUCCAAGUCUGUAUCGUGAAAAGUUGGAAAGAGCCAGUUCCACAUUCACACAAUCCACUGCGGAGCACGACAUCUCUACUGGACUGUAAAAGUACAUCAGAACAUUAAUUAAUAAAUUUUGCAUCACUUGCUUUGCCUUAAGGAGUGGCACAUCCUUAAGGCAUCCUGGGUCACAUCAAGAUUUAAAUAGGGCCCAGACAAAUAUGAUGGUGCUUUUUUACAAAAAUCUAUCCACUGAGGUUUAUUGAGAGGGGAAUACAAUAUUGACAAGUCUAAGGGGUAAUAAGAUCACAAGAUCCUCCUGGGACCAUUUAACUCAAGAAUUUUUUUGUUCUGCCAAUAGUGCAGUCAUUUUUAAACAUAAUCCUUUAACAGCUAUUACUAAGUUAUAGCAUUUUGGUUUUCGCUUUUUAAUUUUAUGUCUGCCAUAUCACCAUUCAGUUGCUUUUUUCCAAAUAGUGGUUUUAAUCAGCAACAUUGUGAUUUUUGUGGGUGCAAUUCUUCAAGCAAGUUUACUGACUGUACAACAAGACAAUGAUGCACUCCUAAAAAGUGUGAGCUUGCUUCUGACAAUUCAUAUCCCUCCAAGAAAAAAAUAAAACAAAACUAAACUAAACCAAUAAGGGCCCUUCAGUAAAGAUCUGCAAGACCUGAAUGAAAAUUACCUUGGUGUGUGAAAUGCAAGUUUCUGUAUGAUCAAAACAUCAGGACCCUCUGAAGGAUGUGAGCACAGUACUGAGAGCAAGCCUCCCUAGUUCUGGACAGGUAAAUCAUGUGCAGAAGAAGAGUUGACACAGCAACACAUUACACUGGUGCUCAGGUUAGGCUCCUGCAUGGGAAAAACAUGCUCUUCACAUGCACAGCAACUCUCCCUUUUGGGAUACGCUUCUAGGAAGACAGUGGCCUUGGAACUGCAAAAUCAGCCACUUCCAGACAAGGCAUAUCUUCCUACCUUCCCGGGAGAAGAGUGCCUCUUGCCAGCUGGUGCCUCAGUGAGACCUGCAUGCUGAUUGAAGACUCGAGACCCUUGGCCUUCUGGUGUACAACGGCCAUAUAUUUAUUCCACCAUUGAGAGCUUCCCUGUAAAAGAAAGGAAUUCUAUGGACAUGGAGUUAGCAAAGAAGAGGAAGAAGGAGCAUAGUAGAGAAUUUCCUACUUCAAACUGUAAAGAAGUGCAGGUGAGCACUCCUUACGCAAGUGAGCUGGCCUUCUGGUUUUUUUCCCUUUACUUUGGAAGGGCACAGCUCAUGUGUGCAAGGACUUGCUCAUGAAAAUCUGGAAGGGCAGGUUCAACUAACCUCCAGCAAGGACACCAGAGGGAAUUCCAUGCUACUUAAGGUCAGGCAUGUGAUGUAGAUGCCUGAAUUAACAGCAAAUCUCUUCAAGGUCCCUCAGUGGUCAGUAGAGAAUAAGAAGUGCCUGAGCCAGAAGCAGUCAUGGGAUUUAGUCUCAGGGGAAGAUUAACUGUCCAACUGUGGAAGGAACCUGAAAAUGUCAGCCUCUUAAUUUGGCUAUCAGAUGCCUUAAUCUAGGUGGUGCAAAUAUUCUUCUUGCUAUUGCCUUAAAAUGCCUGGGCACUGCUUCUGUUUGUUAGCUUUUAUCCCAUCAGCUAUUGUAUCCUUGUGAGGUUAAUAGCCACUAUUAACCUCACAAGGUUAUCAAAGACCAAACUAUCCUCACAGUAAACUUUCUGGUGUAAAAAUAGUAGUUUUUCUUUCUUUCCUGCUUUCUUUACUGAAACAAUGUGAAAGCACCUUUUUCAUUUUAAAGCAUAAAUUAGUUCAGUGCAAUACAAAUCUGACUGUAACAGUGAUAUUUCUAUUGCUGUGUUUAACUGUAAAUCCUUCUCUUGUUGGAAUUAAAUUUCUUCCUGUUUUCAUGUUAAUGCAGUGAAAUUAUUAAAAUCAGU